Messenger RNA from Cladophialophora psammophila CBS 110553, 1431 nucleotides. RefSeq lists its product as uncharacterized. Lineage: Eukaryota; Fungi; Ascomycota; Eurotiomycetes; Chaetothyriales; Herpotrichiellaceae. The transcript is spliced from 2 exons. The record is from RefSeq and is a predicted model, not a curated record. The coding region runs from base 1 to 1431 and encodes 476 amino acids.
AUGUCCGGAGGGCCAUGGAGGACGAGACUGAGGAAUGAAUUAUGUCCUUCAAUCCUUCGAUUCCGAUUCAUAUACCGCUCUUGGUCCUCGUCUCCUCUGCAGGCUGCGAAGAGAGGCCGGCUUCCCACUUACGCGAAACCAGCCAAACCGAAGACGCCGGGUGCUGCACUCGAGACGGUGGCUAAAUCGGAGCAGACCUUGGGAAAGGAUGGCUCCUACUACAUCUCGCCCGACCUUGCCAGUGCAUUGCACGGCCUAGGCUUCUUUUCGAUUCCGACUGUCGUGAAGGUGCUAAGGCGUCUCUGUCAGGAACUGAAACAAGCUCCUCCUGCAAACGCCUUGCUAUCCGCAACCACGCAACAGAGGUUCAUCCAAUUGUCAGAGGAAGGUCUGGGCUCUGCUGAGGUGGCUCUCAUGCGGGAUCCGCAGAUUCUGCGCAAGGCGUUUCAUUCAUUGGGCCAGAAUGCAUUCCACACGCAAAACCGCAAAGGCCAGGAAGGCUGCGAUGCCCUGCGCAUGACAUUCUUUGCGGGAGAGACCGAUGCAGGUGUGGAUGCUGCUGCUGCCGAAAUCGCCCUAGGAAACGCAAUGGGUCGACAGGAGAAUCGCCUUUCUCCGCGAAUCUCUGACUUUAUCAAAGCCAAAGCACUCCAAAGGAGCGAUUGGCGAGCAAUAACACUGUACUUGGACGAAAUGUCGACAAAAAGCGGCACCGAAGCAAGUGCACGAGAGAAUUAUAAUCUUGCCAAAGAUUUAGUCGACAUGGUCGAACCCAGCAAGCAGCUCCGUCGUCAGAACCCGUCUCUCCUCCAGAAUUACAAAUUGCCGUGGAGGGUGCUUCAUGAUGCAGCGGACUCGUACUUGUCUUACCUGGAUCAAGGUCCAGCUUACGACCAGGUCCAAUCAGACCUCGAAAGUGCUAUUCGAGAUGGGCUGUUCAAGUUCUCGGACCUUGCAGCUGCUCCUUUUGCAUUACGUCAGCCUGGUGUGAUCGAAAAGCACUCAAAGGAGUGGCUUGAGCUUGCAACACAGUCCGCCAGCGCUGGCGACCCGGACUCGGCGCUGCAACUGGCAUUCUAUCACCUCCGUAAAGACGGAUGGCGUCCCGUGGAGCCGAACAAGAAACGUCGAGACUGGACCGGCAUCGAGUGGCUCGCGGUCAGCGCGGCGCUCUCGGCCCCCGAGACGGGAUCAAUGGCCGUAAAGUACCUCGGAUUGGCCCAUCUGUUGCGUGAACACGGAUACGCGGAUGAAGGCAUAUCGUGGAUCGACUUUGCAAAGGAGAGCAUCGGGGAGGCGGGCCUCGACCCCGAGAACAAGUGGCACAACUACCUCGGCGAGUUCCAGCAGGCUUGGAAGGACACGGACGAGUCUCUGAAGAAAUACGAGAAAUCCAGCAACGAGUUUCUGGCCCAGCUGGAGCAAACCUAG